AUGUUGUUUCCUCUGCGCUGGACGUGAGCCGCUGGAGCUGGAGCGGGGCAGCGCCGCCGCUGCCGUCUCCUGCCCGCCAAGUCCGCGACCCUCUUUCUGUCCUCAUUGCACCCAGAGAGGCCAGCCCGGAGUUCCCGGGGCUUCCUCCGUGUGGCCACGAGAAACUUCCUGUACUCCUGUAAGGAGCCUGGCAUUGUGAUGAAACACUUUCCCUCAUCAUCUGAGUGAAUCUUCUCAACAACCCUAGGAGAUAACGAUGCUUGAAUUGAACAAUUAAGGGUUCUGAAGUCAAAGCUCUUUGAGAUUAAUAAUGGCAGGAAAAUCAUCGCUUUUUAAAGUAAUUCUCCUUGGAGAUGGUGGAGUUGGGAAGAGUUCUCUUAUGAACAGAUAUGUAACUAAUAAGUUUGAUACCCAGCUCUUCCAUACAAUAGGUGUGGAAUUUUUAAAUAAAGAUUUGGAGGUGGAUGGACAUUUCGUUACCAUGCAGAUUUGGGACACAGCGGGUCAAGAGCGAUUCCGAAGCCUGAGGACCCCAUUUUACAGAGGUUCUGACUGUUGCCUACUUACUUUUAGUGUCGAUGAUUCGCAAAGCUUCCAGAACUUGAGUAACUGGAAGAAAGAAUUCAUAUAUUAUGCAGAUGUGAAAGAGCCCGAAAGCUUUCCUUUUGUGAUUUUGGGUAACAAGAUUGACAUAAGUGAACGGCAGGUGUCUGCAGAAGAAGCCCAGGCCUGGUGCAGGGACAACGGCGACUAUCCUUAUUUUGAAACAAGUGCAAAAGAUGCCACAAAUGUCGCGGCAGCCUUUGAGGAAGCGGUUCGGAGAGUUCUUGCCACCGAAGAUAGGUCAGAUCACUUGAUUCAGACAGACACCAUCAAUCUUCACCGAAAGCCCAAGCCUAGCUCAUCUUGUUGUUGAUUAUUAAAGAUAAUGUCGAGGCAUUCUAACCAACUCACACGUAUACACAACAUAAACAUGGGGGAGGAGAGAGAAUUAGCAUUUGCAGCAGUGUAUCAUCUAAUAAAGUUAAACUAAUGUAUAUUGCUGCUUCAUUAGUUGGGAGAAGGGACACAUCCACUCACGGAGGAAUCUAUUUACUCAAUAAUGGCACCUUACAUUUAUAAAUCGUAAUGGUUGUCUAAUGUUUCUUUAAUUUAAAUAUGUAAGUUACGGAGCUAAUAAAUGAGAUGACCAAGACUUUAAUUAUAAUUAAAACAAAAAACUUGACUAUUCUAGAAGUUAUACUUGGAUUUUUUCCUGGGAAAUUGGAGAACUACUUUUUAUGUGCGUAUAUUUUUAUGUGAUUAGCAUUGUAUUCUUGGUUCAGGGAAAAACUUUCCUAAAGCAAUAAUGUUAGAUAUUAAAGAUUAAAAUCUAAUGCAUUUGCAA
Molecule: messenger RNA, 1387 nt
Organism: Propithecus coquereli (Coquerel's sifaka)
Lineage: Eukaryota; Metazoa; Chordata; Mammalia; Primates; Indriidae
Gene: RAB9A
Product: RAB9A, member RAS oncogene family
Exons: 4
Coding region: 311-916 (201 amino acids)
Biological process (GO): retrograde transport, endosome to Golgi; Rab protein signal transduction
Cellular component (GO): lysosome; late endosome; phagocytic vesicle
Molecular function (GO): GTPase activity; GTP binding
Source: RefSeq, a predicted model, not a curated record